AUGUCUGACCAAGUCCAGGCGCCUUUGCCUCAAGGUGCGGGUUAUGGCGUAGUUGUUGGAUUUGGUGUUGCUUUCGCCCUAGGCAUGAUUUGGGUCACGAGGUCCCUGAGAAUAUCGUUCAACGAGGAUAAUAAAUCGACCGAAACAUUCAUGGUCGCCAAUCGCACAGUCGGUACUGGCCUGACAGCAUCAGCUGUAGUAUCAUCCUGGCUCUAUAGCACCGCUCUGCUUGGAGCCUCAUUACUGACCUAUAAAUAUGGCUUAGCACUUGGUGUCUGGUGGGGUGCGUCUGCUAGCACGAUGGUCUGUUUCUUGUCACUCAUUUCCAUCGAGGCCAAACGCCGCGCUCCCAACGCACACACAUUGCUGGAGCUCAUUCGAGUGCGAUAUGGGACUGCCGCGCAUUUAAUCUGGAUCGUAUUCUGUCUCUUGACUAAUAUCUUAAAUUUCUCAAGUAUGCUACUCGGAGCUAGCGCUGCGGUGACCUCACUGACUGGAAUGAAUGUUAUCGCCAGCACCUAUCUACUACCUGUUGGCGUGGGCGUAUAUACCUAUUUCGGAGGGUUACGGGCAACAUUCUUAACCGAUUACAUCCAUACAUUUAUCAUCAUGAUAAUCUUGGCUUGGGUAACUAUUAAAAUUAUCGUCGUCAAAGAAAUUGGAUCCAUCGGAGCUCUCUACAAUGCCGUAACAGCUGCCGACAAGAUCCAUCCGGUUCAAGGCAAUUACGGAGGUUCGCAUUUGACCAUGAGAAGCGAACAAUGCCUCUACUUCGGUAUUCUUCACGUCAUUUCAAAUUUCGGAGCCGUCAUUAUGGACACCGGGUUUUGGCAAAAGGGGUUCUCAGCCGACGUCGCUUCGGCUGUUCCUGGCUAUGUUCUAGGAGGGAUCGCAUCGUUCUCGGUACCUUGGGCUAUUGGAACCUUCGGUGGCCUUGCUGCUGUUGCACUGGAAUCAACAGAUAUUUUCCCUACAUAUCCCAGAAUGAUGACAGCAGAGGAGGUUACUUCAGGGCUGGUAUUGCCGUAUGUCGUUCAAGCGGUAGCUGGGAAAGCUGGCGCUGGAGCUCUACUCGUCACGAUAUUCAUGGCCUGCACCUCAAUCGCUUCAGCACAGAUGAUCGCCAUAAGCUCCAUUAUUUCCUUUGAUAUUUACGGCACGUAUUUCAACAAGAACGCUACUGAUAAACAACUAAUCACAUGGUCACAUAUCGGCGUCGUCGCAACCUCCCUGGUAAUUCCCACACUUGCGACGGCUUUCAAUAAAGGGGGUGUCGACAUGACCUGGCUACUAUACAUGGUAGGAAAUAUAACCAACCCGGGCUGCAUUCCUACCGUCUUCGCUUUAUUGUGGAAAGGGCAAACCAAAGCUGCGGCUGUUGUCUCGCCUCUCGUCGGUGUAUGCUGUUCUCUCUCCGUCUGGCUUGGAACCACGUAUGCCUAUUUUGGCGAGAUCUCUGUCGCGUCAACCGGAAGCACGAUGCCGUGUCUAUUCGGCUGCGUCACAGCAUUUUUCGUCCCGCUACCCAUCACAGUUAUCGUGUCGCUUGUACGUCCGACUUCCUUCGACUGGUCAGCAUUCACAAAGCAAAUACACAAAGUUCGUCGGCCGGAGCAAGAUAGAACGGAAGCAGACCAGCAUAGUACAGAAGAAUGGGUCGCCCCUGAGAUGAAGAGGUAUAUGAAAAGGAUGAGCCGAUGGGCUGCAUUUUGGACCGUCUUCACUCUUCUGGGACACAUAUUCCUUUGGCCUCUCGCGAUGUACGGUGCGAAAAUAGUAUUUUCGAAAAGUUUAUUCACAGCGUGGAUUGUCGUGUCCCUCAUAUACCUCUGGUUCACCCUAGUCGUGGCUAAUUUUUAUCCCUUAUAUGAUGGCGGGGCUCGAAAAAUUUGGAUAGUCCUUUGUGGGCAAGUUACCCCUGAGGCGUCAAGCAAAUCCGAACCACAACAGGAUACAUCAGGUUAUUCCUCCGAAGGGCCGCCUAAAAAUGCCAGAGUCGAAGCAAAAGUGCUUCCAGCGUCGUGA
Annulohypoxylon truncatum is the source of this 2025-nucleotide messenger RNA. RefSeq names its product sodium/proline symporter. The transcript is spliced from 9 exons. Gene Ontology annotation, cellular component: plasma membrane. The record is from RefSeq and is a predicted model, not a curated record. Bases 1 to 2025 code for a protein of 674 amino acids. Gene Ontology annotation, molecular function: urea transmembrane transporter activity. Gene Ontology annotation, biological process: urea transmembrane transport. Lineage: Eukaryota; Fungi; Ascomycota; Sordariomycetes; Xylariales; Hypoxylaceae.